Molecule: messenger RNA, 1605 nt
Organism: Trichophyton rubrum CBS 118892
Lineage: Eukaryota; Fungi; Ascomycota; Eurotiomycetes; Onygenales; Arthrodermataceae
Exons: 2
Coding region: 1-1605 (534 amino acids)
Source: RefSeq, a predicted model, not a curated record
AUGAAUCCCAACGCCUCAGAGUCGUCUCCGCUCCUUCCACAAGCAAAACCGACCUCCCAAACUACCCCCCAAGCUGCGACCGCCCAGCGAACGAAGUCCGUGACAUUCAGCCCAUCAACUAGGGGGGAGCCGGCAAGUGACGCGCAAGAUGGUGGCAGUCAGCAAAAGAAUUUACAUCCCAGUGCCCCCCCAGUCGUAAGGGGGCCAACUGGACAGCCCGUGCUGGCGGCGUUGAACAGCAAACUCCGACGUCGGCAGGCUCAAGAGCCAUCUCUAGGAAUUGCUGGCAAGGUUCCUGCAGUGCCGAAGAUUGGCCCACAGAGAACAACAAAAACUACACAGAAGCUCAAGCUACUACCGAACCCUGUGACGGGUGAAGACGAUGUAUGGAUCGAAGACGAGAUUCCCAGAGAUGUGUAUUCCCAGAUCACACGGAUAAAAGAACCCACAGCCAGGAGAGAUGCGGCAAGAUUGGGUAAAGGGGAUAGAGAACGACUUCCUCGGGUUACGGCGUACUGCACGGCGAAUUCAUACAAGUUGGAAAACGUGAUUAGGUUUCUGAAAUCGAGAGCUGCCACAAGAGGCACAAACCCGAAGCUUUUCGAUGAGUGCGUUUAUUCACCAUACCGGUAUGAUGACGACGAUAAGACAAUAUCUUCCCGACGCCGACGCAGUGAAGGCACUGGUCACACUGGGUUGACACCCAUUAACGAUUCUCGCCCACAGCUAGACCGUGGGUUCUCCGAUAGCGAGCUAGAGGUUGAAUCGCAUAAGCACCAAGAGCGAGAGGAUCUGCUUGAUAUGCGUGCAAGUAAUGACGACCCUAUUCAGCCCUUUUCGCCCCCAUCGUCGCCCCGUACGCUGAUCACGACCGCUCUAUCCGACGAGCCCCUCGUCCUAGACACGGCAAUCGAUACUCCAGAGGUGUUCCUGUUCGACUAUGGAACGGUGGUAAUAUGGGGUAUGACCGUGGAGCAAGAAACUCGGUUUCUGAACGAAGUCUCGAGGUUCGCAAACUCAGUGUUGAGUUCAGAGGACAUGCAAGUUGAGAACUUCAACUUCUACUACACCCGAGACUACCAGGCUCGAAUAUACAACGACUUCAUCUCCCUACGAGAUCCUCGCAGCUACAUGACGAAACUUGCCAUCUCCCAUGCCCUCUCGCAGUCCGUCAAGACAUCUCUCUUCGAAGACCUUGUCAGUGAAACUAUCACGGCUACAUCACCGUUGCCAUCCCAGAUCGCUCAGACGGGUGGUGUGAACCUUACGCGCAGGCAGAUAAACAUGCAGAUUGGCGAGCUUUUUAUACUUCGCAUAAACAUCCAUCUUCAAGGGUCUGUGCUUGACAGCCCCGAACUCAUGUGGGCUGAACCUCGCCUUGAUCCGAUUUACCAGGCUGUGCGAAGUUAUCUGGAAAUGAACCAGCGUGUGGGGCUGCUCACAGAGCGGUUGGAUGUAAUUGCUGAUCUACUUGCUGUUCUUAAGGAUCAGUCAAGUCAUAGACAUGGGGAGUACCUUGAAUGGAUCGUUAUCGUUCUAAUUGGUGCCGAAAUCCUCAUCGCAGCGAUCAAUAUCGUUGUCGACCUCUACGCAGGCUUAGAUUAA